AACCCCUUCACCGCUUCUCCACAACGCAACCCCGAAAACCGACUUCGCGCAAGAGAAUAAAAAGGAGCCACCUUUUCAGUUUUCCACAGAGCUACCACUGCAACCAUGGCGGCCACCGUGUCUCCGUGGGCCAAGCCCGGCGCCUGGGCCCUUGCCGCCGAGGAGCAGGAAGCCGAACUCGAACAGCAAGCCAAAGAGGAACAACAACGCGCCGUUGAGCCGCCCUCCGCUGACUUCCCAUCUCUCUCUGCAGCCGCCGCCACCAAGCCCAAGAAGAAGAAACAGACCAUCUCCCUCGCCGAGUUCAAUAACUUUGGGGCGCCCAAACCCAAGCCCGCGGAGCAUCCCGUGGGCCUGACCCACGAGGACCGGAUGCUUUUGCCGACCGGUCCGCGCGAGCGAACAGCCGAGGAGCUUGAUCGGAAUCGGCUCGGCGGCGGGUUCAGGUCUUAUGGGGGCGAUCGGGGAAACAGCAGGUAUUCCAAUGGUGACGAGUCUUCGGAGUCGAAGUGGGGUUCGGGUCAGAGGAAGGAAGGUGGGUUUGGGAGGGAAUCGAACCGAGAUGAGCCUUCGAGAGCGGAUGAGGUUGAUGAUUGGGGCGCCAAGAAGAAAUCGAUGCCGGGAAAUGGGUUUGAGAGGAGGGAGAGAGGAGGACCUGGAGGUAGUUUUUUUGGUGGGUCACAGUCGAAGGCUGAUGAAUCCAACAGCUGGGUAUCGAAUAAGAGCUCCAUGCAGUCGGAGGGACGGAGAUUUGGCGGUGGUGGCAGCGGGUUUGAUCGGGACAGGAAAGUAGGGUUCCCAUCUAAUGGAGGUGCUGAUUCUGACAAUUGGGGGAGGAAGAAGGAGGAGACUAAUGGUGGGUCUGGAUUUGAUAGAGAGAGAAAAGUUGGGUUCGUUUCCAAUGGCGGUGGUGCGGAUUCUGAUGUUUGGGGGAAGAAGAGGGAGGAGAGUAAUGGUGGUCUUAGUGAGAGUACUGCGAGGCCCAGGCUUAAUUUGCAGCCGAGGAGUUUGCCUGUGAGCAACGAGACCUCACCAGGGUCGACCACUCCACCGAAGCCCAAGGGCUCUAACCCAUUUGGUGCAGCAAGGCCGAGGGAAGAGGUGUUGGCGGAGAAGGGGAAGGACUGGAAGGAGAUUGAUGAGCAGCUUGAGUCUGCUAAGAUUAAGGAGGUGAAGGAGAUAGCGAACAGCGAGUCGUUUGGGAGGAGUUUUGGGAUGGGAAAUGGGCGUGCUGGUGAUCGAACUGAGAGAGCUUGGAGGAAGCCUGAUUCGGCUGAUUCACGGCCCCAGAGUGCUGAUAAAAGUGAGACUAGGAGCAAUUCUGAGGAACCACAGAACGAGCAUGUUGAGUCGGAGAACGGGAAUAUGGAACCAGGGAACGAGCAUGUUGAUGAAAAUUGAAGAGGAGGUUUUACAAGUUCGGUGUAAGGCAUGGGAAAAGAUUUAAGGUUACUAGAGAGCUUGGAUCCAUGAGGCUGUUGAAUUUUCAGUUUAUAAUUUAUGUUCCCUGCUGCGACUGUUAUACAUUGAACUUGAGACGAUUUUUGUAGGCUUUUUAAACAGUUAAACUAGUUUUGCGUAUAGGAUUUAUUUGUAUGUUGUAUUUAAGAUUGAGAACUGCUGUUACUCUAAUUAUUAUUUUUGACCCUUAAAGCUCCCGGUUCCCACA
Messenger RNA from Pyrus x bretschneideri (Chinese white pear), 1669 nucleotides. Its product is annotated as eukaryotic translation initiation factor 4B3. NCBI's taxonomy places the organism in Eukaryota, Viridiplantae, Streptophyta, Magnoliopsida, Rosales, Rosaceae. The record is from RefSeq and is a predicted model, not a curated record. The transcript is spliced from 2 exons. Gene Ontology annotation, molecular function: translation initiation factor activity; mRNA binding. Bases 106 to 1401 code for a protein of 431 amino acids.